Messenger RNA from Symbiodinium sp. CCMP2592, 3510 nucleotides. Lineage: Eukaryota; Dinophyceae; Suessiales; Symbiodiniaceae. The record is from the annotation of a GenBank genome assembly.
AUGGUCGGUCCAGUGCGGGCGAAUGCCUUUUACGAGGUGGUCCUUCUACACGCUCCAAGGAAGCCAAGCACAAGGCCCAGUUGCGUGGACGUGUCCGUGGACUUGGCAUCGGUGUCUUUGACGCCGCCUUCGCUCCAGGGACGCUUCGUCGCACCUCUGCCAGGUGCCGACACUUGCUGGCUUUCCGGCCAAGUUCUCCCUUCCGAGAUCCACAUCCGUGAAGGCGUAACAACUGUUGUGGAGGGCGAGUACCUGCUUCCUCCGGCGGGCGGCAGCCAUGCUAUCCAGAUCGUCGGGGCUGCUUCCGACGUGAUCCUCAAAGCCGUUGUCUCCUCGGCGGAUGCGGAGGUCCGCAUAGGGCAGGUGCCGCUGACUUUCGACGGCCUGGGGGAAGAUCGCUUCUUCAGCACAGGAGCUCUUCGCAGUUUUAGUGUCCGCGCUGCGCGCCUGGCGACCGUGUCGGUCAGCUGUCCACUGCUCAAGCUGCACGUGGUGCUCAUGAUGCAAAGCUCCGCGCAGUCGUGUCCCAGCGCUGGGGCGACUUCCUUGCAGGAGUUCGCGACACAUUUGGCGGAGGCGCUCGCCGAGCAGCCGGCGGACACGGCGGCCCUGAGACAGCUCUCCGCCACGCUGCCUGGCCAGGACUUCUCAGCUGCCUCUGUGGCCGUAGCCGUGUCUGCAGCGACGGUCGAAAUGCGGGUUGAGCUGAGCAUGGAGGCGCCCUGGCUGCCCCUGGAGCUGCUCCUGCUUCGCCAGGGCCAAGAGGAGAAGGCAUGGGCUCGGGCACGGCCCAGCGGCCGGCGACUGGUUUUGCUGCUGCCCAACCUGCCCAAGGGCCAAUACCAACUGAUGUUGAAGACCUGGGUGCCGAGCGGUUCGUUGCCGAGCGGCUGUGUGCAGUUGUUGGGCACGGCGGCCCUCCUUGCACCGGGCGGCAGGGACACCUCCAACUAUCGACAGGAGAUGCUCGACCUGCCGGAAGUCCUGGCCGUAACGGCGCCGCCAGCAAAGCUGACGCCGGGUUGGUGGCAGGUGAUGGACCGCAUGCUGUUCUCGGAGAUAUUUGCCAUUCCGGCAGGUGGCGCGUCGGUAUCCGAAGUCUCCUUGGAUGCGCCGGCAGUUCUCCGCAUCGUGGCCGAGCCUGCAGAUAUCCUUGCUCCGAGGAUGUCAGUCGAGAUACACCAAGGCCUCACGGAGGUGAUGCCAAGCUCGAGCGUAGUUGGCCCUGGAGUGGUCUUCCAGCUACAAGCAGGCUCCUACGAGCUGAGAUUCCGCAACGCAGACACGGUCUGCAGUGGAUGCCCUCAUGAUUCAGUUCCCUUCUUCGUGACUGUCGGCCUAGCAGGGACGGAUUCGGCCGCAGAACACAGCGUUCAGUGCGACAGCGUGACCAGGAUGAUGGAUCUGGGUGCCAGUCUCAAGGAAGAAAGCGCUUACCAGUCGACCAACCACCUGAAUAUCCGAGCUCUUCCCUCGUCAAUGAAGUUGCCGGUCAAGGUGGCACAACCGUCUGUGGUCACCAUUGCAGCCUGGUCGCCCUUCAUCGAUCACUACGUUCGCGUGGCCCUCGUCACGGAAGAGGGCCUGUGGGUUGGUGAGCAGCGAUGCAGGCGCAGCUCCUUAGAGAUCGAGCUGCCGCCGGGGGACUACCAGAUGAUCGUGGAGGAGCCAGCUCCCCUCGCACCAAGUCCAGCCGGAUGUAUGGCUAUGGGUGUGUCGGUAUCCCUGGCUCCCUUCACUUCCGUGGUGCGUUCCCAACGUCCCGGUGAGGUGGCCACGCACUCGGUGGCUGCCACUCUCCCUGGGUUCCUUGGCCCCGGACUUGGUUUGGGAGCCCGCUGUGACAGCCUCGGUGCACUACCACUGCCACUGGACGUGAUCUCAUCGACAGGCGGCUCGCUGGGCUUCGGGGGUCCCAUUGACGGCAGCGGACGACUGCUGAUGAGGCAACGCGUGAUGCUGACGGACAUCCACGACGGCCGCAAGAAGGUGUUCAUGCGCGUGCCGGUGCGGUCGCUGAUCAGGAUCGCAGUGGUCUCCGCCGAUGCUGAAUCUGUAGAGGUGGUUUUGGAGGACAGCGGCCACCAGCCCGUUGUCCCAGCGGACACUCACAUUCUCGGUUCCGCAGGUGGACGUGCAGCAAGCUAUGCCUUGGAGGGCGGAGGAAAUCUGUGGGUGUCUUUUCACCGGGAGCACCGCAUCGCUGCCGGUGCAGGAUGCGCAUCCUUCGACUGGCUGCUGCAAGUGACGCCAACUGCCGAUCUUGCUGCCAUGACCGAGUGUUGGACGGACUCCGGAUCGCUUCAGGACCUCUCGACCAAGGCCGCCGACGCCUUCAGAGACAGCGCUGUGGCGACCGCGGACGCCCGUGUGAACACAGGGCAAGCGGGGGGAACCAGCAGCUCUAUUCCUCUGACCUUGGCAGACGACUCGCUCGUGGAGGUGGAGGUUCAGUUCAACUUCAUGCUGUCCAACAUCCAUCUCUGGCUCGAAACCAGUGCCGGAGCAUCGGGAGGGCCUGUCGAGGCUUCGGGUCCAGCGAUUGCUGCCCAUGGUGUCGCCGCCAGCCCACGUAACGCACAGGCCGUUCUCCAGCUCCGGCUCGCCGCAGGUCAGCAUACAAUUCGCAUCCGCCAUGAUGACGCCUUCGAAAGCCAGGCUCAGACGCAGCUGCGUUCAGGACGGUGCGUGCCGCUGGGUGUUCGUCUUCGGCGAGUGGCGCUGCACAGUUCCAAACCUGUCGUCGGGCCCUUCCUCGCUGCGCCAUUGUCGUCUGGCGCUGACUUUGUUCUGAGCAUCACGACGCCCACGGGGGAUGGAGACCCUCCGCCUCCCAGUCUGGCUGGGCUGCCCCCAACCGCGACCUCGGCGGUCAAGGGCGCAGCUACCGGAGGGUUGGUUGCCGCUUGGUCGGGCACUGCUCUUAGUCUGGCGGCGCUCACUGGCGGCCGUGCCGUGGAGCCAGCCCCUCCAGGUGCUAGUCGUCUUUGGGCGCUGCCCUUGCGCUUCGAGGGCGAAGGCGAGUCUGGGGAACUAUGGAUUGCUCUGGACCGCGCGGGAACAGGCAUUCCAUGGUCUGGCCAAUCGCCUCCUGCUCUGUCAGGUCCUCCUCGGCUGUGGCCCCCGGCCACAGGGUCGUCCCACUCCUCGGGGCUGCGCGCUGAAGUCGCCGGGCUGAUUCCGCUCAGUGAAGAGCUAGAGAAGACCGCUCACCAUCACCACCACCACGACGCCUCGGAAGGCCUGCUUUCCUCCCGCAUGCUUUUCUGGCUCAUCAUGCUGGUGGUGCUGGCCUACUAUCUCUUCACUGCACGGCCGGCGUGGUUCGUGAACUUGAUGCAGGAGGUCGGUGGCCUGCUGGAGCGGCAGAGUCAGAAGUUUGCCACGGGCAGAGAGUUCGCAGUCUCGGAGAUGGGCUCAGUAGUGGAGUUCACCUCCGCAUUCACUCGGCGCAGGGAGGAGGCCCAGCCCCGCUCAGCGGCACGCAUGUACGGCACUUUGGAUCUGUGA